AGCCAAUGGCUAACGGCUUCUGACCCAACGCCCAGUUUGGGGGCUUAUUUCAUGAGCAAGAAUUUGCUGGAAUUUCCUCUUGAGAGGAUUUGUCCUGGAUGAAAAGUAGGGACUGGACCUCUAAGCUUGUUGGUGCCUCCCUGUCUGUGCUGUAGCAGUUUUCAGGAUGGACUCGUACUUGAUCCAAGUGAACGGCCCUGGAGAUCAUGCCCCUCUGCUGGAUGUUCAUCUCAAGACCAAUGGAAACAGCAUGUCACUGGGAAAGGUGAAGGGCCGGAAGCCAAGAUGGGCUGUCAGGGCUUCUGAAAUGUCAAAGAAGACUUUCAAUCCUGUCCGAGCCAUUGUAGACAGCAUGAAGGUGGAGCCCAACCCAAAGAAAGCUAUGAUUUCCUUGUCUUUAGGAGACCCGACGGUCUUUGGAAAUCUUCCCACAAAUGAUGAGGUCACACGGGCUGUGAAAGAGGUUUUGGACUCAGGACGUUACAAUGGCUAUGCUCCAUCUGUUGGCUACCAGUCCUGCCGGGAAGCAGUGGCUGCAUAUUACAACUGUCCAGAGGCACCACUGGAGGCCCAGGACGUCAUCUUAACAAGUGGCUGCAGCCAGGCGAUAGAGCUUGCCUUGGCAGUGCUGGCUAACCCAGGGCAGAACAUCCUGGUGCCACGGCCUGGCUUCUCCCUCUACAAGACUCUGGCACUGUCCAUGGGAAUUGAAGUUAAACUUUACAACCUCUUGCCAGAGAAGUCCUGGGAAAUUGAUUUGAAGCACUUGGAGUCCCUGGUGGAUGAGAAAACAGCUUGCCUGAUUGUGAACAACCCAUCAAACCCCUGUGGUUCUGUGUUCAGCAAAAGCCACCUCCAGAAGAUCCUGGCAGUGGCAUCAAGACAGUGUGUUCCCAUCCUUGCUGAUGAAAUCUACGGAGACAUGGUGUUUGCUGACUGCAAAUAUGAACCCAUUGCAACUCUCAGCACCAAUGUGCCCAUCUUGUCCUGUGGUGGCUUGGCAAAGCGAUGGCUUGUCCCUGGCUGGCGAAUGGGCUGGAUCCUAAUCCAUGACAGGAGAGACAUCUUUGGUAAUGAGAUCAGGGAUGGCCUUCUUAGACUGAGUCAGAGGAUCCUAGGACCAUGUACAAUUGUCCAAGGAGCACUGGAGCGUAUCUUGCACCAGACGCCUCCUGAGUUCUACCACAACACCCUCAGCAUCCUUAAGCCUAUCCUCAUGGCAGGAAUACUGGCUAUGACAAGUUUCAGGAAGCCCAGCCCUGCAGCUAAAGCUGUGACCCAAGCGUCCAAUGCUGACCUUUGUUAUGCUGCCCUAUCAGCUAUCCCAGGCCUCCAGCCUGUCCGGCCUGCUGGAGCCAUGUACCUCAUGGUUGAAAUUGAGAUGGAGCAUUUCCCUGAGUUUGAAAAUGAUGUGGAGUUCACUGAGCGGCUCAUCUCGGAGCAGUCUGUGUUCUGCCUGCCGGCCACAUGCUUUGAGUACCCAAAUUUCUUCCGUGUGGUGAUCACUGUACCUGAGGAGAUGAUCUUGGAGGCCUGCAGUCGCAUCCAGGAGUUCUGCGAGAUGCACUACCAGGGUGCUGAGGGGGCCCAGGAUUUGGAGUGUGACAAGUAGCCACAGCCAGCCUUCUGCCUCUGCCUGGCUAGAUCUUGUGUGAGGCAGCAGGCAGAGCUGUGUCCAGCCAGCCCCACAACCCCCUGCCUGUAGGCAGCUGCUGUCCUGCUGCUUCGCUUUUUUUUUUUUUUUUUUUUUUUUUUUUUUUUUUUUUUUUCUUCACAGACCCCCUAAGCUCAUGGAAAGAAGCAGACACUUCUCUCUUUUCCACUGCAGCUCCCACACUCUCUGGUAUCUGGUGUCUGUGGUCUCCAUAUACUCAGUAUCUUCACCCCACAGUGGUCUGUGCUGCCCAUGAACAAGCUGCAGGCAGGGGCACAUGGCUGAUUCUGCACCAGGACCCGCAGCCUACGGCCCUGUGUGGCCAGUAGCUCCCGUGCUGCCUGCACUCCCCCUCUGGGGCAGGAGAUGGUCGUGGUCUCAGAGGACAAGAGACACUCACCCACCUCUCACCUGUCUUAACUUAGGAGGUCAGAGCUCUUUAUACCAAGCCCUUUGUGCAACAAAGGGAGUAAGUUAUUGUGACUUUUUUUUUUUUAUUAUUAUUAAUAAAUGUUCUGAGAUGGCA
Molecule: messenger RNA, 2180 nt
Organism: Anas platyrhynchos (mallard)
Lineage: Eukaryota; Metazoa; Chordata; Aves; Anseriformes; Anatidae
Source: RefSeq, a predicted model, not a curated record